AUGGACCCCAAAUCGGAGGAGAAUCUGUACGUAAUGAGCGGUGUCACCGAUAUCGAACGUGAUUUCAGCUACAUUUCGACAAUGUUGCGUUGGAAUGAGACACGUUUCUUCGGUCCAUCGCCGCGUGGUUUCUACCACGCCGCCGACUUCUUCCUGGAAUAUGCGGCGCAACGCAUUAUGGUGCGCAAACGGCAAGCAGAUGUGACCAUAAUCGGUUAUGCCGAGUUCAGUUAUUAUCCAUUGAUAGGCGCUUUGCCACCCGAUUGUUGGAUACAUUGGCUGAAACAUCACUUUUGUGUUGACAAGGAAUUUCCGCUAAACUGGGGCGAUACAAUGUUCUUCACACGCUUCAUGUUCUUCCCGAAGUACAAUCCGGAGCUUAUGCGGCGCAUACUUGUCGAAUUCUUUCAUCGUGAAUUUAAAAUUCGUUACAUUGUGAUCGUACAGAUGCCGGACGAUCCGGAUUUGUCACCGGAAGACACCCCUUGUUAUGACAUGUUGCAAGGCAUCAGCACAGUGUUGUAUCCGCGCGCUUUUAGCGUUCAAAAAUGUCGAAAUGUGCAACGGCUUCACAUAAUACAUCGCAAUAAUGUUAUAGAACGUAUGCGUUACCGGUUAGCUUUACCCGAAGACAAUGAUGAUAUCGUAGAAGUGAUUGAUGUGGAUCGUCCAGACUUGCGCGAGGAAUAUGGUGAUUUUUAUAUAGCAGAGGAACUGCAAAAGGAAAUAGAUGAAGAUGAUAAACAUAACACCUUUAUAGCUUGUGAGUUACAGCAUCAGACGGUAGGCUUCAUUUGGCUCAACGAUGAUGUCAGCAUAGUAACGCUGGUGGAGAAUUUCGAAUGCGAUGGCUUCGGUAAUAUGAUACGAUUCUCACGAGAUAAACCUUUCGGUGAGAAGCGCCUAACGGUAACAGGCGUUGAAAAGAAGCCCGCUUAUAAAUUUUUCACCUCCGAAGUGGUCGAAGAAAUUUACAACAAAGAAUUAGAAAGACUACUUUCAGCAACGAAAACUACCGAAUCAAGCGAUAAAACCUGCAUGCGUCCCACAUGUCCGGCAGCUAUGGGCACCAAUAUUGUAUCGACUGUGCGACGUUCGUCGCGUGGCAGCUUCAAUUACGGCAUUAACGAAACGAGCAUCAAAUAUUUUUUCUUGCGUGAAGAAUUCUAUCGCAAAAUGGAACUAAUCGAUAUUUUUUUUAAAAGCCCCGAUCACUAUCAAACGCAGUUCCGUAAGCGUUUACGUAUCCGUUAUAAUGUACCAGAAACGCAUGAUGAAGCCACCGAUGGCGAAUUUCCCUUCGAUACAUAUUCCAAUGUGUUCGCCAUCAAGUUGCUGGGUAUUAGUGAAACGACGGACACACGAUUCGCUUCGCGUUUUAUUGCGACUGCUUUUACGGCACAUCCCGACCGGGAUUACUGCAUUAUAUCUAUACCGAAUAAGAUGCGUUUAUCGAGAAGUGUGGACAUGUUGCUGGGAUUGUUUGUGGGUCUCGUACCACGUCCCGGCGCUAGAAUUGAUGACACGGUUUACAUCAUAAAUCGCAGCACAAUCUUCGGUCAUAUUGGUGUAAUGAAUUUGAUACCGGAGGAUGUCUUCACUAUUGAAAAAAUCAUAAAGAAGUCGGGAGCCAUGCUCAAUAAACGUGCCUCAACCUACACUUUGUUCGCACUGAAGCAGUCGUUUUUCAUACCACCCGAAACACUAGCCGAAUCCACGCUUAUUAGUGACAUAAUAGAGGAUGUGUUGGAGAAUCCUAUAAGCGAAUUUCAUUUCCUAACAAUACGCUGUGGUGAUUCGAUGCGAGCCAUGGAGAAUAAUAUCAUUGUGGGGUUUGCAAUAAUACGUCCUUUUAUUAGACAACAUGAACUGGAGUAUAAAUAUGUUUUCAUGCGUCACGAGGUGUGUUUCAGUCAAAAUCCCGGUGAAAUUGUCUUAUUAAAGUUACAUCCGAAUUACAUUUGGGAAUCGGAUGCAAUAUUCCGGCAAAUAUCCUGUGCCACCGGCUAUUGGGAACUAUAUUAUGUGGCACCAACUAUGAGUCACACCAAACCCUUAGUUAACGAUUUGGUUAAACAAAUGCAACCCAUUGAACCGCGCCCCAUCGCACAACUGCAUCGUCGUAAAUACAACAAGCCGAAAUCGACAACAUCAGACCGCCUCAGCCAACAAAUACCGAAUAUUGGUGAUGAAAAUGUAGCUCUCUACUAUCAUAAUUUAUUGCCAUCGAAGGCAUUCGGCAAUAAAGAGCCGAUCAUAAUAAUCGGUUUCAACAGUUUAACGCGCGCCUUACUGCGUGUGCUGCUUUUCAACUUCAUGAAUGCCAGCGACAAAAAUUGCCAUUGUUGUCUGCCACGCUUACGCGUCGUCGUCAUCGCAGCAGUGGGUGUGGUGGAGAGCGCCUACGACAAUGAUUUUCAUUGUGAGAUCUGCACAGAUCAAAAUGACUGUUAUGUUAAUUUCGAGAAUAGCAAUAGUUUUAUACGCGACACAACACGUUGUAUGGAUCUGCGGAAAUUUGCCUCUUUCGUCAGUUCGACUGUGAAGAAGAUCAAAACAGAAGAUCAAGCAAUUGUAUUAGCCAACGGCUGUGAGAUGUACUAUGGUAAACUCAUCUUCUCAAUGAGUCAGCGUUUUGGAAAACCACCAGCCGCAAAACGCGAUCCACGCGCCUCAAACUACAUGCAAAUCAACAGUCGCUUCGAUAAAAUCGUGAUGUAUCACAAACUCGAAGCAAUACGAAAAGAUCAGAACUCGAAUGAUAUCAAUAUAAUCGUUUUCGGCACACAUCUGGGCACCUAUGAGUUCAUAAAUUUCCUCAUUAAUCACAAAAUACCUCCGCAAUUCAUAACUUUGGUCAUACCAUGGGACGCCAAGUCUCGGGAGUCAUGCAUUAAAUAUAAUAUCAGCAAUAUGGAUAUGAAUAUAGAGUUGAUACUGCAGGGUAUGGUGGAAGAUUUGGGCGUGAAGGUCGAGGCGCAUUGGAUAUUGAAGAAGUGGAUAUACUACUAUAAUGAAAAGAUCAUCUCGCAUGCAGCUUUCGAAAAUUAUCCCAACGGUAACUUAAUGACAAUGGCUUGUGACCUAUUUGUCAGCUUUCAUCCGCAUCUUAUCAGCGCAGAGCUUGUUGAUUUAUUGGAGAGCAGCGGCAUUGAGAUGGAGGACUCAUUAGUGUUGGUCGAUGAUAAUUUCCGCACUAGCGAUCCGAAUAUUUAUGCCGUCGGCAAUUGCACACGUUUGAGGAAUAAGCGGAAUCAUCAAUAUGUUCAUGUGGCUAAAGAGGAGAAAGCGGCUAAGCUCAUUAGAAGCCUUAAUCUGCAUCAGAAUGAUGAUCCCGUAAACACUGAGAAAUAUCAACAACCAGUUUACUUUCAAGCACAACUACCAUUAGGCCAUUAUAUGGCUAAAGCGAUCCUACCCAAACGAUAUAUCGCCAAUCAUUUGGAUAACAAUUAUAUGCUCACAUUAGUCACUUAUGAUGGGAAUUUCUCGCGCGUGCGCAUCAACGAGCAUGGCAUAGUAGAGGAGAUCACUUGUGUCACCAGAAAUAAACGCAGCUUUGAUCAUCUGCAAUACUUUGUGGGUCAGCAUCAGGCACUGCUGAAUGACUUACACACGCGUUGGUAUCUCAAGGACAUUACCAGUUUUGUUGAGUUCUUCGAAGAACCAUGGACCGAACUGAUCAUGCAUCCACAAUUUGACAGUUUGAGCAGCCGGAUUCGUACCUUUGGCAUGGAAAUGGCCAAGGAUAUCAUGGACAUGGACCUGGGCAUAGAUCGCCGAAAACGCAAGCAAUUCAUGAAACAAUAUAUGGCCGAUGCGGGGCAUACGGAUGAGGUGGAGAAGACUUUGUUGCGUUUUUUGCGCAAACAUCGCGAUGACUUUAUAUACCCGUUUGCAUUACCCGAGGACUUUCAUCUAAAUCUAUCGAGCAAGUUGAAUAUCUAAUUUUAUUUGUAUGCUUUAUUUUAUAACAGAACUAUUUGUCCAAAACAAAUCAGCAAGUGUUUUGCCUGA
This is a messenger RNA of Bactrocera tryoni, 4017 nucleotides long. RefSeq names its product cilia- and flagella-associated protein 61-like. Bases 1 to 3948 code for a protein of 1315 amino acids. The transcript is spliced from 17 exons. Gene Ontology annotation, molecular function: oxidoreductase activity. The record is from RefSeq and is a predicted model, not a curated record. Lineage: Eukaryota; Metazoa; Arthropoda; Insecta; Diptera; Tephritidae.